AUGGUUGAGAAGAUCAAAGUGAUCCGUCAAGAGAUUGAAAGGCGAAAUGUUCAAUUUGAACGUUUCAGAAAGAAUUUUAUGGAAGAUAUCAAGGAGAUUCAAGGAAAUAUCCAGGCAAUCAACCAAGACCAAGAGAUCGAAGCUCAGGACAAGCAGUUUGAAGCAGAGAUCCAGGCAAUCAACCAAGACCAAGAGAUCGAAGCUCAGGACAAGCAGUUUGAAGCAGAGAUCCAGGCAAUCAACCAAGACCAAGAGAUCGAAGCUCAGGACAAGCAGUUUGAAGCAGAGAUCCAGGCAAUCGACCAAGACCAAGAGAUCGAAGCUCAGGACACCGACAAUCAAGCAGUCAAGAAAAAGACAAUGAAACGGAGAGUUGGUGGCAUCGAAAUCGACAACAUUAGAACUGAAGGAAAGAGACUGCGCGUUGCCACUCCAGCCAUGCAGGCAUGGAGGGAGAAAAUUCUGAAGAAGAGGAAUUGA
This is a messenger RNA of Guillardia theta CCMP2712, 480 nucleotides long. RefSeq lists its product as hypothetical. The record is from RefSeq and is a predicted model, not a curated record. Lineage: Eukaryota; Cryptophyceae; Pyrenomonadales; Geminigeraceae. The coding region runs from base 1 to 480 and encodes 159 amino acids. The transcript has 2 exons.